This is a messenger RNA of Acanthaster planci (crown-of-thorns starfish), 2093 nucleotides long. It is a transcript of the gene mmab, whose product is annotated as metabolism of cobalamin associated B. Gene Ontology annotation, molecular function: corrinoid adenosyltransferase activity. The record is from RefSeq and is a predicted model, not a curated record. NCBI's taxonomy places the organism in Eukaryota, Metazoa, Echinodermata, Asteroidea, Valvatida, Acanthasteridae.
CCCGCCCCUGCCCCGCCCUCAAUCCUUUCCCCUCAACUCGAACUUUCUCAAGUCACUAGAGGUCGCACUUCAACAUGGCGGCGCCCAUCAGCCGAAAUUUGGCGAGAAAAGUGGGAAUUGUUUCGAACCGUUUUCUUUAUUUAUUGCCCCUGUCAACGAGAUGUUUUCUCCCUGAACUCAAUAGGAGAGUUCUUCUGUUUCAUCGGAUGUAUUCCAGUGAUCAAAGGGUCAAGCUUCCUAAGAUUUAUACAAGAACUGGAGACAAAGGAACAUCUGUGACCAUUGCUGGUGAUCGUCGGCCUAAAAGUGAUGAGAUUUUCGAGGCGCUGGGAGCCAAUGAUGAACUUUCCUCAUCCAUUGGGCUCGCCAGGGAGUUUGUGAGAGAUGCCAAGCUACCGUUUGACCAACAGCUGGAGGAGAUCCAGUGUCUCCUGCAAGAUGCUGGUUCCAACAUAGCCACGCCCAGAAGCCUGGCAUCAGCCAAUCAGCUGGAUCUGACAGCAUUCAGCGGAGAGUGCGUGGACACACUUGAAAGUUGGAUUGACGAGUACACAAAUCAGCUAACGCCACUGAAAAACUUCAUCCUGCCCUCUGGUGGUAAGGCAAGUGCAUCACUGCAUGUUGCAAGAUCCACGUGUCGAAGGGCAGAAAGAAGGAUUACUCCAUUGGUGACAAAGAAUGAAAUUGAUCCAAAUGUUGGGAAAUUUCUAAACAGGUUGAGCGAUUAUUUGUUCACACUGGCCAGGUACGCCGCACAAUGCGAAGGUAAGCCCGAGACCAUAUAUAGAAAAGUGCGACCACGUGAACGCAAAAAAUGAUUUGGCCAGCAUACGGUGAAGUCACCCAUGCAUCAUGCCUUGGUGAUGACAGUGUUGACCUCAACCGCUGGCACAUCUUUGAGAGAGCCAAGGACUAUUCAACCCCUACAAGUCUCUGUCUGACUCCGCCCCCCAGUUCUUCUGUGGACGAGUCUUCAUCAAUACAGACAACCCAUGUUGUUGGAAAAAAUUUUGUUCGUUUUGGUAAACGGAAGGAAAAAAGUCCUCCAAGUUUUUGUUUUAGGUAAGCAACAUGUUCAGUGUUUGAGGGGACUUUUUUUACCUCUUCCGAAAUAAAACUUUUUCCAGGAAAAGGUUCACAUGAGUUCAUUCUAAUUUAAUGCCGAAUACCGCAAUAGUUUGAACUUCUAUUCUUCUCAAACACAGACAGCACGAAAUAUGGACAAAGGAAAAGUUUCGACUGAAUAAAUCUCCCACGUUUUAUUCCCUCCAAAAUAUAAACCUGUCAAGUACGAAAGAUAGACAAUUCUUAGUGCAGCCAAAUUUCAAACAUCUCUGAAAUGCUUCAGUAUUUUCCAACACACAUACACACACAAGCCUGACCUGUUUCAAAAAAUACAAUACUUAAAAACUGUGUUAAAAACUACCGUCAUUUCAAGUGUAAUAAAACGAUUUGCCUAUAAAACACCCUGAAAAUGUCACAAAUGCCGUUCCAGUAUAUCUGUUAACCUUUUCAUACACGUGUACAUAUAUCUAGCCAGUAUUGCGGAAAGUCCAUAACUUUAAAAGACAGAUGAUGCGGCCCUGGACUAAAUGCCGCUGACGACUCUCAGAUAGAGGUUUAAGUAAUGGUUAGUGCUACAUUGUUCUUUUUAACCCUGAUGUGGGGUCACACCAAUUCAUGUCUCGCACUCUUGUGCAUUUAAACAGCAUGUGUUGGCCUUCCCUGUGUUUAGGGGAAGGUUUGGACCAAGUUAGGGGGACAUCAGGUUGUCCCCCUAACCUUUUUGGUCACCAUAACAUCUGUAUUUCAACGCGUACGCUGUCGCCGUAAGCCGGUAACAAGCAUGGAUGGCCCUGCAUGAGACCCAGGCAAGCAUCAUCCCCAUGAGCAAGAAAUGAAAUCAUACAGUCUGCCUACUGGUCAUAUGCUACGCUGGUUUACAAAAUUGUACAGUCACAAACAGACUUCCGUCAGGAAAAAAACCUGGUAAACUACAUUGUUUUUUAUGGCAAAAAGCGAAGGCAAAACAUUGAUUUAAUAAACUGAUUCAAGAAAUUGGCAAACCUGCCAUACCUGUCAGCUGCCAUAAA